Molecule: messenger RNA, 504 nt
Organism: Sphenostylis stenocarpa
Lineage: Eukaryota; Viridiplantae; Streptophyta; Magnoliopsida; Fabales; Fabaceae
Source: the annotation of a GenBank genome assembly
AUGGAGUGCUGCAGAAGGCCAAACAGGAGUGACAUCCAUCUCUCAGCGGAGGAAGAAGCCACCGUAGAGGCAAAAACCAGAGACUACUUUGAUGGGGUCGCACCGAAACGCCACACCAAGCCUCAACGCAGUGAUUAUUCUUCUCAAUAUGUCGAUGCUUUCUCCAAUGCCCAUCAAUCUUCUAUACCAGAGUUGGUCCACUUCCAACGCCUUGAAAAUGAUCCCCAAGAGAAGAAAUUGGUGUACAAUGGAAGUCAAGUAACAGAAGAAUUUGUGGAAACAGAGUAUUACAAAGAUCUCAACAACGUGGACAAACACCACCAUACGACUGGAACAGGAUUUAUCAGUGUAGAGAAAAGUGGAAAAAGCUUUCACAUAGAACCAGAUAAUGACACUGGUUGCCAUCACUCUUGCAAGUGCAAUCCAGCAACCAAUGAUUGGGUUCCUGCUCCUUCUAUGGAGGUGGAUUUCAAUUCAGACAAACCUAACAGGAGUGACAACUAA